AUGUCGUCGUACACCCUGCCGCUGUUCCUCUUCGCUCUGGCCCUUCUCGCUUGCGUGCCGACGGUCAACGCCGACGGAGACGAUCUGCUCGACUACGUCAAGUCAAUUGAACCACUCACGAUCAGAAGGAGCCCACUCGCCUGCCCACUGCCAGUCGUCGGAACAGCUUGCCCCGAGGAGAACGUCUUCUGGUACUUCAAGUGCUGCGGAAAUAUUGCUGACCAGUGCUGCUUCCGUCUCCAGGUGUUGCCUUCAUUUUCCAUGAUCAUUUUCUAAUUCCAUCUUUCAGGACUGGGUCACCGUUCUCCUGCUCUUCCUUGCCGUCUGCACGAUCCUCUCGAUCAUCAUUAACUGCGUCAGAUGCUUCUGCUGUGCUUAA
Caenorhabditis sp. 36 PRJEB53466 is the source of this 379-nucleotide messenger RNA. Lineage: Eukaryota; Metazoa; Nematoda; Chromadorea; Rhabditida; Rhabditidae. The record is from the annotation of a GenBank genome assembly.